Poecilia reticulata (guppy) is the source of this 1480-nucleotide messenger RNA. RefSeq names its product GS homeobox 2 (gene gsx2). Lineage: Eukaryota; Metazoa; Chordata; Actinopteri; Cyprinodontiformes; Poeciliidae. Gene Ontology annotation, molecular function: DNA-binding transcription factor activity, RNA polymerase II-specific; sequence-specific double-stranded DNA binding. The record is from RefSeq and is a predicted model, not a curated record. Gene Ontology annotation, biological process: regulation of DNA-templated transcription. Gene Ontology annotation, cellular component: nucleus.
UCUAGUGGGUGUGAAAAGUCUGAGAAUUUUUUCUUAUAGAGUAAAGCUCUUCAAAACAUUAAAUGUGCUCAUUUUGAUGAUUAAUGUUCAAAUCUUGAAAUAAUAAUAAUAAAAAAAAGAGCCAAAAUCUGCGAGUUGUGAUCGGAGAAGUGCAGAGAGGCGUCACGUGGUUUGGGUCAGUGACAGCGCAAACCCUUGGAGCCGGGUGCGCACGUGGGUGACGAUGCAGGGCCAACCCCUCUUCGGGGUCCCUUUUGUUGAACCAUCAAACAUAAGCACCUUUGGAGAUCCCGAGGGCUUCACAUGAGAAACGGCCGUCGUCCCGCGCUCUGGUACGAUCUCUCCUCUACGGCGCAGCCAUGUCCAGGUCCUUCUACGUCGACUCCUUGAUCAUCAAGGACGCGGUGCGACCUGGCGCGGCCGAGCAUCCGGCGCAGGACUUUCUGCUCCCCAUCAACGUGCACUCCCCGAGCGUAAUGACGGUCGCUGCGCCGGUGUGUCCCUCCAGGAAGAACGGCACGUUCUGCGUGUGCCCGCUGUGCGUCACGUCGCACAUCCAGUCUUCGCGCGGUGGCAUCCCGAUCCUGAAGAGCCAGUUUCCAGGUGUGGAGGCGCAGUUCUGUCAACGGAUAGCGCAGCAGCAGCCUUCUGCGCUGGCGCAUCCUGGACACGCGUCUGUCUGCACGCCCACCUUCGGCGUCACGGAUCCCAGGAGAUACCACUGCCUUUCUAUUGGAAGCUCCUCCGAGAACAGCCACAUACAGAACGGCAAAAGGAUGCGCACGGCUUUCACCAGCACGCAACUUCUGGAACUCGAGCGGGAGUUCUCCACGAACAUGUACCUGUCCAGACUCAGACGCAUCGAGAUCGCCACGUAUCUGAACUUGACGGAGAAGCAGGUGAAAAUCUGGUUUCAGAACCGCAGGGUGAAGCACAAGAAGGAAGGAAAAGCCACGCAGAGGAGCGCGCACGGCGGCUGCAAGUGCGCCGGAGCUCACACGAACUAUUCCAGGUCGGAGGACGAGGAGUCCUUAUCUCCUGCCUCCGCCUCGGAGGAGAAAGAGGUGUCGCCGAUUUAAGAGGCGCUCAGACUCCCUUCCGAAGUCCCGUCCGGUUCGCUGGCACUCGCUCUGCCCCGCACGCUGCAGUUGGCAUCACCGAAAAGUUGAGGCUCAUUUUCCUGCAUGAAGUUUGUUCACCUGAAACAAGAAACGAUGUGAAUUUAUGUCAGUGAAAAAUUAAAAGCACAUACAAUUGUCAUCUUUUUCUGGAGGGGGGGGGGUGGGGGGGUUACAUGUUCGGUUCCCGUUGUUGAUUAACCUAAAUGAAAAAAAAAUGUCGUGAAUGUUCUGUCAGUGCAGCUAUUCGAUCAUAGAACAUUAAACCCCUCUUGGAAAUAGUUCAGGUCUGAAGUGUAGACCUGCGGCCUGCAGCCAUGUGUAAACAGUGUGUAAAUGUGUAUUUAUUGUAAUAAACACGA